ACCUGGUGAGGGGGAGUGCAGUUCACUGAGGGAGAGGAAGGGAGCAGUCCAGUGGCUUUGUGAUGGUGGCAGUGUUGGCUCAGAGCCUCCAGCUGGGGCAGGUCCAAGGUGGUGGGAAGGGUCUCUGUCCAAAGGAGCUGCCCCAGAAAAGGAAAGAGGAGGGGCAAGGUGCGUGCCCUGGAAGUCCUGGUGGAAUUCACCUCAGUGGUUCUGAAGGAGAUGGGGACUUGUUUGUAUUCUCGCCUCCAGUACUGAAAUAGGGGCCUGGUAUUUGUACUUUGGGGGGCCCUUUUUAUUUUUGUUUUUAUUAAUUUUUGAAGGUUGCAAAGGAAACAUGACUAGAGAGGUCAGUUGGGGAUAAAUCAUGAAAUCCUUGAAUUACAGGCCCGGAUUUGGGGCUUGACCCUGUGUCAUUGGGAACCGUUGAUGGUUUUAGAGGAGCACUCGUUAUUCGAGUCCUGUUUCAGAGCAGCGGCUGGAGUUGAGAGAAGGGAAGGCCUGGUGCAGGGGGUGGGUGGGCUUCCACCUGGGUCCUUUGCCAAAGAGUCACACACGGGUGAGAAAAUAGGUGCAAAUUACUCAGCUUUCACGGUGAAAAUUUCCCAGAUCCCACACAGUUUGUGUUUUGCAGUUGGUGUUUACAGAGGCCGGGAUUCUGUGUGCGCGCCUCUGGGUGCCUGAUUCAGGCGCCUACAGGCGAUGCCAUAGCGGGUUUGAAAACUUGAAGAGCACUGUCAAAUAAAUGUUUUAUGAGCAGGUUCCAGUGCCCUCGCUUGGCUAGUUGGCAGUCCCGGUGUCCAGGCUGUUACUGGAGUACAGUGUGUCCCUUGGGAUCUGUGUGGUUUGGGACUUUGAGAGGACCUCACACACUGCUCAGCGAGGCUGCCAGGGCGCGGAGGUGAACGUGCCGCUCCGCCCGUCGGUGGCUGGACGGAGGCUGCCGGCCACGUUGCUUGGCGCUGAGAAUGCUGUUUUUUCCACAGUGGUUCAUCAUUCGCCACCACUGCCCUCUUUUGUCCACAUUUCUCCUCCCUCUGGGAGCCUUUCCCUCUGGUGGUGGAGACCGGGAAGGAAGUCUGUCGGUGCAGCCUGAGAAUCGCAGAACCAGGUAACCAGCACACUGCUCAGCCUGACAUGCCCCCAGGUGCCCUGGGUCUGCAGGGAGCCCUGGUGGCAGAGACCUCCUCCUCCUCCCCGCCGCAGGCGCCUGACGUGAAGGAAGAGCUGCUGAAUGCACAUAACCACCACAGGACGCCGGACUUGGCCCGAAGAUAGUUGUUCUCCUACCCUCUGACUUCUCAGAGACUGCUCUGCGAUGACCACAGCACGGUACCGGCCCACCUGGGACCUGGCCCUCGAUCCCCUGGUGUCUUGCAAGCUGUGUCUGGGGGAGUACCCCGUGGAGCAGAUGACGACCAUCUCCCAGUGCCAGUGCAUCUUCUGUACCCUGUGCCUGAAACAAUACGUCGAGCUCUUGAUCAAAGAAGGAUUAGAAACGGCAAUCAGCUGCCCAGAUGCUGCCUGCCCUAAACAGGGACACCUGCAGGAGAAUGAGAUCGAGUGCAUGGUUGCGGCUGAAAUUAUGCAAAGAUACAAAAAGCUACAAUUUGAAAGAGAGGUGCUCUUCGAUCCCUGUCGGACAUGGUGCCCAGCGUCCACCUGCCAGGCUGUGUGCCAGCUCCAGGACGUGGGGCUGCAGACCCCCCAGCCAGUGCAAUGCAAAGCGUGCCACAUGGAAUUCUGCUCCGCCUGCAAAGCCAGCUGGCACCCUGGCCAGGGCUGCCCAGAGCCCGUGCCUGUCACCUUCCUCCCCGGGGAGACCAGCUCGUCUUUCAAAAUGGAAGAGGACGACGCGCCCAUCAAGCGCUGCCCCAAGUGCAAAGUGUACAUCGAGCGGGACGAGGGGUGUGCGCAGAUGAUGUGUAAGAACUGCAAGCACGCCUUCUGCUGGUACUGCUUGGAGUCCCUGGACGACGAUUUUCUCCUGAUACAUUAUGACAAGGGGCCCUGCCGGAACAAGCUAGGCCACUCCCGGGCAUCUGUGAUCUGGCAUCGGACACAGGUCGUGGGCAUUUUUGCUGGAUUUGGGCUCUUGCUCUUGGUGGCCUCGCCUUUCCUGCUCCUGGCGACCCCGUUUGUACUUUGCUGCAAGUGCAAGUGCAGUAAAGGCGAUGACGACCCAUUGCCUACCUAGAGGAAGGCACCAUGCUGGAACGAGACCCUGCCUCCCCUCCGGGAAGUGUGGCUCUCCCCACCCUGCCCCGCUGUCCCGUCCCCUUCACUAAACAUCUUUCUUGCCUUACGUGCCCCAUUGAGCUUCACAGUGUCAGGCUGGAUGCCGCGAUUUCAGGGACGAUGUCACAAUGUCUGCAUAGGCCCCAGGGGCAGCCCCCCCAGGAGCAGGCGAGGCAGGCAUGGCCAAGGCACAAUCCAGAUCAGUCUCUGCAGACGACAGGGAGGUGCUGUCAGAAGCACACCAGGUGGUUUUCUCUCUGUGGCCAUAGACUGGGAAUGUCUGGCUGUGGCUUAAGAGACUUUCUCAUACAACACAUCCUUCAUUCCUUGCUCGGUUUCCAGAUGUCGCCAUGUUGUUGAGGGAGGUCUUUGGAGGACUGCAUCCCUCUUGAGACAGAACCCGACCGUUCAUUCCAACUUGAGCAAAGCGCUCUGUUUAUGACAACCAUUUUUAUUACUAGUGGCAUUUAGGAAAAUCCUUUUUAGAAGGCAUUUUUUCCCCCAACUGAAUAGUGAAAAUCAACAAGGUGCAUAUAAACCAUCCUAUGCCUUUCUUGAAAUGUGCAUUUUAAGAAGUUAUAGUUAAAUGACUUUUCAGGAGAUUUAGAAAGCCUUAUGCACUCUGUGUUUUUUCUUGAAACUUGUUGUAAUAACUUUUUGAACGCUGUAAGCUACAUGCUGUUAUCAAUGUGGUUCCUACAUCACUGCAUUGCCUGGAAAAUGUUGCCAUAUUUAAAGGGACAGCUCCAUUAGAUUUGCCUUUUUUUUUUUCCUCUCCUUUUGGUGAUUCAACUCCACUCACAGGGCUUAUCCCUUCUCAUCUAGUUGGCAACAAAUAACCUUUUAUUGUCUUCAAACCAAUGGUUUUACUCAGAAGUGGCCCUACGUGGAAUUACUAUGGUUUGGCCUCUGGCCCCAGUCUUCGGGUAGACAGUGAGGAGAUAACAGUGCUGUGAUCCUCAGAGCCGGGGCCUCGGCAGAAGCUGCAGGACUCCCAGGGGCUGGGGACGAGCUUCCUGGAUUUUUUACAUUUUUUAAAAUGCUUCAGUUAUUUUAAAUAAUCAUAUAUCUUACACAGUUGCAAGUCCUGUCACUAACCAUUUUGCCCUUGCUGGGAAAAACCUUUUCCCUUUACUUGGUGAUUUCGAUGUGAGGAUUUACCACUUGGUCUUCUACAGAGCUGCAUGUGACUGACAGUUCCCUUGGCAGCAGGAAGCACGGAUCAAUCAGAAGACAACGUAUUGCCCCAUCACCCGACUCUGAGAAGCAGGGAAUGUGAAAGUGUUUUCUUUAAGGAGAAUUGACCCUGAAAGCCUUAGGUACUUUUAAAGAGUAAACUGCAUUGAACGUAGAACUUCUAAAAAUAGCAAAAAGGCAAACAUUGUAGAUUUAUCACAGUGGAGUUUUUAAAAAUUUACCAAGUAUUCUACAAAGAAGCGAAACAGGACCCAAAUCCCGUUAUUUCAGUUCCUUGCUGGUCGCAGGCGUGUUUCUGCCGUGUGGCCCUUGUGCGCGUGUCUGACAGCUGAGUGUGUGUGUUGGGCGCAGGGACGGUUGACCUUCCCUGUGCAGAAACUUCUUUCUUUUCCUAGCACUGACUAGAUUAGAGGAACAGGGUUGCCUCACUCUUCAUCUCUAGCAUUGAUUUUCUUUAUGAAACUGAAGCCAAUUAGAAAAUCAGCGUCAGAGUGACGUUCACCAAGUUCUCUGUGUAAUUGCAACUUGCAAGUUCCGUCACUAAGUGAGAACCGGCCUGGGCCUGUCUCUGAGGAAGACCGAGCCCUCACAGGGCUGGGAGUGUCUCCAGUCCUCAGGCACUGCCGUGGCAUCAGCUGGUAGAAUGGGUUUUCUGGAGGGGUGACAACUCUGAGUCAGUGGCCUGGGCUUGAGCCCUCAGCCUCCAUCUGUGGGUACACGAUUUAGCCAGUGCCCCUUAAAAUGCCCAGUGCAGAUGGCAGGUCCAAGCACCGACCUCUGCUGCACCCCAGUCCCUCCUGCCUGUACUUGCCGCAGCCCUUUGCAGGAGUCCAUGUGGCUGCUGUUUCUGCAUCCCUGGGGUGAGAGCUCAGAUCCACUUAUCCCUAGAGGGAUGGGCUGUUGUUCUUCCACCUUGGGAGAGUCUCCGGCCCCCACCAUCCUCGUGCCUCACCUACAGCAGCGCAGUUCACAAGCACGAGGUUGGCCCAGGUGGAGGCCACAGGGAUUCUAGGGCCAGACGGGGUCACUUUCUUACUCUGAGUUUUUUGCAUCCACAUGCCUCAGUUUGAGUAAUAAAAUUACAACCAUCUGUUCCCUCUAUACACACCAGCAAGACCACACUGAGAACACAUACACACUUGUAUCCAUUGUAUAGACUCCUAUUCUGUUGGUGAAGAAUGCUGCAUCCAUCUCUGCGGUGACAGAGCAUAAGGCGGGCCCCUCCACUGGAACUUGGGUCUGGCCGUCACUCCCCAUGGGAGACUCUGCAGUUGGCAGGUGGACUCCCUCUUACUCAGCAGGAUUCUUCUUAAUUGGAAAUGGCCAUGCACCUUUUCAGACGGCUUUCACUUGAGUGCCAUGAGAGCAUAUGACACUCAUUCAGAGGCUUUUUAAUCUUGGGGGGAGGAGAAGGCCGUGGUUGCUGGCCUACUAUCUGGGGGUGGCCAUUCAGGACACGAUGGACUUGUAGCUUAUCUGCAGCCCUUUGGUAACUGACCAUAUGAGGAGGUUUUGCUGGACAUGCCUGACCUCUCUGUUUGGCUCUGCCCAGCAGCGGGAAGCCCACUAGCUUCACCACAUCACACGUGGCCAAUGCCUUGCAGACAUGGCCUUUCCAGGGACAUGCCCAUGGCAGAGGCCGACUGACGGUCUGAGCAGAACCUCUGAGUGCGUGAAUGGACUGCUCUCUGAAGGUAUGCUGCCCCUCCAUGCCCAGGAAGAGCUGCGGAGGAAGGAACAAGUUAUCCUUCCAGCUUAUUCUUCCAUCAAACCCAUUAGGACCAAGGCCAAUUCUGGUUAGAACACAGGGCCUGUGGGACAGGGAUGACCAGCGAAACAGAAGAACCUCAAGUCGAGUUUACCCUUUUCACUUAGUUACAAAAGUUAGAAGUUACUUAAGAUGCUUGAAGGGAAAAUUUUCCCUUGGUAACAUAAUUAGGGAAUGGGAAACAACCAGGGUGGGCUUUUUAUGUAUUUUUCAGAUUCUCAUUUAUUAAUAAAUAUAUAAACCACAAUGAAAUCAUCAAGAGAAGACAAUUUGCAUGUAUAAAGCUUCAUGGAGGUCUCUUUUAAAAACACCAAAGCAUGAGUCCUUAAAAUUAACCCAAGCCCUAAUGAAAACAAGUAAAAUAAAGAGGUUAUUGACUGGUAUUGCCAAAAACUCCCAGCAGGAGAGGGCCUGCGUUAAAUGUAACUCCUGGUGCGUCACCGGGAGGCAUGCUCUUCAGAUACUUAAAGCCCCACUCCCCUGCUCUCACCCUUGCUCUGAUUUGUGUAAUCCCGUCUUCCACGACUCCAGGAGCCUUCAGUUAGAGCUAGUUACGUGCCACAUGCCUGGCCUUCUUUUGUCUGUUGCUCACAUUGCUAUGGGUGUAUUUUAAUCUUGUAUAGAAAUAUGCACGAGUGAGUCAUGCUCAUGUAUGCAUUAUGUAUUUGACACGUGGUGGUAAAACAAAAACAACAAAUUUGGUUUGUGUUUUUGAAAUGUCAGUACAUUUUGUGCCACUAACACUGUGAUGUAUAAAAGAGCUGUUUGAAUGCCUUUUAAUGUUGUGUUUUGUACUUUGGAAUCCUAUGGAAGCGUUUGAUUUGUAAUUUCAAUACAUAUUUUAAGUGUA
Messenger RNA from Otolemur garnettii (small-eared galago), 6050 nucleotides. It is a transcript of the gene RNF144A, whose product is annotated as ring finger protein 144A. Lineage: Eukaryota; Metazoa; Chordata; Mammalia; Primates; Galagidae. The record is from RefSeq and is a predicted model, not a curated record. Gene Ontology annotation, biological process: positive regulation of proteasomal ubiquitin-dependent protein catabolic process; protein polyubiquitination; ubiquitin-dependent protein catabolic process. The transcript has 9 exons. Gene Ontology annotation, cellular component: Golgi apparatus; cytoplasm; ubiquitin ligase complex. Bases 1316 to 2194 code for a protein of 292 amino acids. Gene Ontology annotation, molecular function: ubiquitin protein ligase activity; zinc ion binding; ubiquitin conjugating enzyme binding.